AUGGCCGCCGUCAGCUACGUCUCCUUAUUAAUAAUAAUUGUAAUUUUUUUUUUUAUAACUGGAACUACACCUGGACGAUUUUGUGAUGUUCGAAAGAAGAGAAAUGUCUCGUCUUUAGUACACGAAGGCUACAUUCACAACGAAGAUCUGAAAUGUUUACUCCGAUCUCUCGUGUAUCAACAUCGCAACAUCGCUCGACUACACAGAAUUGGCAGAUCGGUGUACAACCGGGAAUUGCUCGCCAUUCAAAUUACUGACAAUCCACGGGUAAGGAAGCCGGGGAAACCGAUGUUUAAAUAUGUCGGAAACAUGCACGGAAAUGAAGCAGUGGGAAGACAAGUGUUGAUCUACCUCAUAGCUUAUUUACUCGAAAAUUAUGGUCGAAAUGAUCGAGUCACUAAGUUGGUUAACAACACUGAUAUAUUCAUUAUGCCUUCAAUGAACCCGGAUGGCUUUGAAAGAGCAAUAGAAGGUCUUUGUCUUGGAGAAAUCGGACGUCCUAAUCGUAACUAUGUCGAUUUAAAUCGUAAUUUUCCAGAUCAGUUCAAUAGUUGGAACGACUACACUGUCGGAUCGGCGCAACCGGAAACCAAAGCCAUGUUGAAGUGGAUUAUUGAAACUCCUUUUGUAUUGUCGGCGAAUUUACACGGUGGAUCCCUUGUAGCAAGUUAUCCAUUUGAUAGCAAUAAAGAACACAGAAAGACAGGUGGAUAUAGUGCAUCACCGGAUGAUGAUCUUUUUAGGCAUCUAGCAAGCAUAUAUGCCUUAAAACAUACUACGAUGGGUAAAAUGGGGAAAAAAGACUGUACCCGCGGCCAAUUUCCAGGAGGUAUCACGAACGGUGCCAACUGGUAUGAUGUCCCAGGGGGCAUGCAAGACGUCAACUACCUGAUAAGCAACUGCUUUGAAAUCACACUUGAGUUAUCCUGUUGCAAAUACCCAUUCAAAAGGCAUUUGCCAAGAGAGUGGAAUAACAACCGUGAGGCAUUGUUGGCCUACAUGGAGCAAGUGCAUACAGGUAUUAAAGGGUUUGUAAAGGAUCAACUGGGAGUUGCUAUUCAAAAUGCAGUGGUUCAUGUGCAUGGGAUAGACCACAAUGUGACAACAGUAUUACAUGGCGACUUCUGGCGUCUUUUGUUGCCAGGGGUAUACACUGUCAGUGUUUGUGCUUCAGGCCACAGUUGCCAAACACUAAGUAAUGUUAGUGUGAGCUCUGAGGAAGCUACAUCUUUAGAAUUUGUGUUAGAGAGGAAUGAAAAUCAGAGAGGUACCACUUUGCGUCAUAUACCAUGGUUCACAGAACAAUUCUUCAGAACCAGGAGAGAUCUGUCUUCUGGCUUUCAACCUUCUCAGCGUAAUGUUGAGGUUUCUUUCACAAGUAUCAGCCUUACUAGUGAAGAUUAUACACAAGUUAUAAAUGACUGGGAGAAACCAAGAAUAUUUAAAAACCAUAAUUUUCAUGACAUGACAGCAUUUCUACAGACAAUAGAAAAGUUGUAUCCAAAUAUUACCAAGCUCUACUCAGUUGGAAAAUCAGUUCAAGGAAGAGAGUUAUGGGUGAUUGAAAUUACUGACAACCCAGGAAUUCAUGAACCAGGAGAGCCAGAGUUCAAGUAUGUUGGAAACAUGCAUGGCGACGAAGUUGUUGGAAGAGAAACCCUUUUACUUUUAGUUCAAGCUCUUUGUGAGAACUAUGGCAAAGUUCCUGCAAUAACCGCACUUAUAGAAUACACUCGAAUCCAUAUUAUGCCAUCAAUGAACCCUGAUGGCUAUGAGCGAGGUGUUCGUGAAAAUGCCAGAAAUGUUGACCUAAACAGAAACUUUCCAGACCAGUUUAUGCCAAAUAUGAAUAGGAUUCACCAGCCAGAAACUUCUGCUGUCAUGAAAUGGAUAACUUCAAUGCCAUUUGUGCUGUCAGCAAAUCUUCAUGGGGGCUCCAUUGUAGCAAACUAUCCAUAUGAUGAUACACCCCCUGGACAAAAAGGAGGAUACAGCAGGAGCCCAGAUGAUGCUGUUUUCCGACAGUUAGCUUUGUCAUACUCCAAGGCUCACCCUACUAUGGGAGGAGGACGGCCCUGUUCUGAUUACCCCGAUGAAUAUUUCAAAGAUGGUAUUACCAAUGGAGCAGAAUGGUACAUUGUCAGGGGUGGCAUGCAAGACUACAACUAUGUGCACUCAAACUGCUUUGAACUUACCAUAGAGAUGAGUUGUGUGAAGUUUCCUCCUGAGUCCAAACUCAAAUCUUAUUGGGAUGCCCAUAAAGUGUCUCUUUUGACUUUCAUGUCUCAGGUUCACACUGGUGUGAAAGGCUUCAUUAGAAAUGAGCAAGGGAUUGGAAUUUCCCAUGCCACUAUUUCUCUCUCUGGAAUAAGACAUAACAUCAGUUCUGCUAAGGAUGGUGACUACUGGAGACUCCUUGUUCCAGGGAGCUACUUCAUCACUGCUUCUGCUGCAGGUUACAUUUCUUCUACCCAAAGUGUUGUCAUUCCUCAUGGUCUGGCAACAGAACUAAAUUUUGUACUGAGACAAGUUGAACAGCCUACAAUUGCCACAGAGAAGGUAUCCUUCCAAAGUUCCACCACCCAGAAACUUUAUCCAGUGGAAACAAAUGCAACCCCUCAAGAAACAGCUUUCUCCCAACAAAACUCUGUACCUCUGCCCACUUCAAGUUUCGUUAAGUUGAGUCCUGUAGAAAUAAAAUCAACUGUUAAAGUUGUGGUCCCCUCUCCAUCAGUAGACUCUACAGUGCAUGACUCUCAACACAAUUACCAACAGCUGACAUCUUUUCUUAAAGAGCAAGCUAACAAGUGUUCAAGUGUAACCAAGCUGACAACUAUUGGAACUAGCCGUGAAGGAAGGACAAUUUAUUCGUUGGUAAUGACAGAGAAUUCUGGACAUGAAGAAGGUAAAGCUCAUGUUGGACUUGUUGGUAGUUUACAAGGAACUGACAUAACUGGGAAAGAGCUUCUUCUUAAAAUGAUAGAAUACCUUUGCAACACAUAUCAACAAAAGGAGGAUAGCAUCACUAAACUUCUUCAGACCACAGUACUUCAUGUUGUUCCAGCAGUGGAUCUUGAUGGAAAUGAAAAGGCAAAAGAGGGUGACUGCAGUGGAAUCAUGGAACCUAUAGAUGACUUAUCUAGGAGCUUUUAUUACAACCUAACUCAGAGUGGACAGAGUACACUGCCAAAGAAUAUUGAGGAGUUUCUUCAGUCAGCUGCUGACGAACCUCAGGAAGUUAAACAUUUAAAAGAGUGGAUGAACAAGAAUAACUUUGCACUUCUGGCUGACUUUAGUGGAGGUGAAAUGGUGGCGAGGUAUCCCUUGAGCGUCCAUGCCUCCCACAGUGGAUCUGAUAAAGGUUCUGUGACAUCAGAUGACAAGUUGUUUAAAGAGCUUGCUCUUAGCUAUUCCACGAAACAUACUACAAUGCAACUUGGAAGUGGUUGUAAUGAAUCUUCUGCUGGGUUUCCAAAUGGAAUAGUGAAUGGGGCACAAUGGAAAGAGGUUUAUUACACCAUGCAGGACUACGCCUACUUGACUCUGAAUAUUCCACAACUCUCGUUCUUCGUUUCCUGUUGCAAAUACCCACCACCUAAAGAACUAGAUAGUAUUUGGGAGACAAAUCGUCAAGCGCUGUUAGGGUUUUUAGAAAAAUCUCAUCAAGGAGUACAAGGUGUUAUUCACACGUUAGACCACCGUCCCAUAAACGACACUACAGUCACAAUAAAGAGCUCAAACGCAGACAUUGUCCUCAAACAAAAUGGUGCAAAAUUCUAUCGACUUCUUGCCAAGGGGAAGUAUAAGAUCACCGUGAAUGCACCGGGUUAUUCGAGUGUUACUAAAGAGGUGACCAUCAGUGAGGGGCUAUCAGCAAACGUCAUGUUCAAUUUGCACGAAAAACCGCGAUUUAGCCAUCAUAAAUAUGCCGCCAUGGAGAAGUUUCUUCGAAACAUAACGUCCAUGUAUCCAGGCAUCACAAGGCUGUACAGCAUCGGACAAACUGUUCACUUCCGCAACAUCUGGGUCAUGGAGAUCUCAAAUAACCCAGGGGUACACGAACCGGGGAAGCCAGAGUUUAGCUAUGUGGGUGGCGUCCAUGGGAACGAAGUAGUCGGUAAAGAGAUGUUGCUGCUGCUGAUUCAGCACCUGUGUUUGAGUUACGGUAAAGAUGACUUGGUCACGCGGCUGGUAAACAGCACAAGAAUACAUAUCUUACCUGCCCUAAACUCAGAUGGAUACGAGUUGGCCUCCGAAGGAGACUGUUCCUCUGACAAAGGAAAGAAUAACGCAAGAGACGUGGAUAUUAAUGCUAAUUUUCUAGGGUCUUCCGAGUCGUUGCAAAAGGUUUUGGAGCCUGAAACAAACGCCAUAAUAAAGUGGAGCAAGAAAUACCCGUUUGUUCUGUCUGCCAGUUUACGCGGAGGUUCACUUGUUGCAAACUAUCCUUUUGAUGCUCACCCUCAGGGUCGCUCACUCCCUAACCCCACCCCUGACGACGAUGUCUUCCGUUACUUAGCAACUGCGUAUGCCAACUCGCAUCCAUCGAUGCACUAUGGGAAGCCACUAUGCCCAGGCCCUUCUGUCGGGGAGGAGUUUCCCAAAGGAAUCACAAACGGAGCAGCUUGGAAGAGCAGGGAAGGUGGCAUGAAAGAUUACAUGUACCAAAAUUCCAACUGUCUUGAGAUCGGAAUACACAUGGGCUGCUGUAAAUUCCCCUACGCACAGGAGUUGGAGCAUCAUUGGAAGGAACACAAGGACCCACUGUUCUUUUUUGUGUUUCAGGUUCAUCGAGGUGUUAAGGGGUUUGUGUUUGACGACGCCGGCUCUCCCAUCUCUGACGCAGUAAUCUCAGUGAAAGGCCGUGAUCACGACGUCACAACUACCAAAGACGGCGACUUUUGGCGGAUUCUUACACCAGGGAAGUAUGAAGUUUCCGCUUCGGCCCCAGGGCGGCAAAAAGUGACGCUGGACGUCCAAGUUCAUCCAAAUGAGCCCGCGGCACAAGUAAAGUUUACCCUGCCUCGACAACAUUUGGUGUUUGGCAUGCCAGCGGCUGUUAUGGUGGGAAUAUGUGCCCUGGUGGUAGUAGUGUUUCUUCUCUUUGUGAUAGGACUAUGGCGAUUGGCGCGUUACAAAAAACAACUCACAGUGCGGAGAAAUGGAUAUAUGAUGGAUUACGAACAAGAGAGAUCGAUCAAUUCGUUCAAUUCUAAGGCAUUACUGAACAACGAAUAUUCGGAUGAUACAGAUGACGAUGAAGAGGACAUCAUUUUAGAAAACGUCAGACGAUAAUAAUGUAUUUUAAAUUAAUUACCACAUUAAUUGAAAACCACUAUUUUGUCUUAUGCAAGUGGCUUUAGUUUCAGCUGGAAGUGUCUCUGGGUUUUAGACACCUUUGAAUAUUCAGAUUUAUCUAUUUUUUGGACACUGUAAUCCGAGUAAUUCUAAGUGGACAAUUUGAUGUUGAGAUAAUUUCUAAUUGAGAAUUUGUUUGGUUGAAAUUAUUUAAAAAUUGAUACGUUCCUGUUACACCAGCAAAGAUUUCCUGUGAAAUCAUCAUUAGACUGUAAAAAGUGGAACCCCUUUUCUCCCAAGAUCUGAUUGUUAAUUCUCCCCUCUACCUGCAACACAUUUCCCUAUAAAUUAGUUACGAGAAUUUGGUGUUAGAUAGCAACUUUAAGCUGACAAGUUUGAUUAUUUCUCAUUAUUUGUUUGCUGGAUAAUGUAUGGAUAUUUUAAAGAGAAGAUAAAUGUUCCUCACUUCUGGGAGUUUACGGUUAAGAGUACUAAUGUUAAUAAUGCUGGACUACAGGAGCUUUACUAUGAUUUCGUUUUCUAUAUUUAUACUGGAUGGAAAACUGAACAAUAGUUUUGAUGAGAAUCAAAUAUGAUGUUCUUGUUUGUGUGUUGAAAAUAGGUAAACAAUUGAGGAAUGUGUGUUGUAUUUCAGAUGUAUUACAGGGAUUUAUACUUCAUUUUUGAAUUUUCCUGCUACAGUUGUUGGAAAACAAUUUUUUGUAAAAAAAAAAUAAUAAAGGAAUAGAAAAGUUA
This is a messenger RNA of Stylophora pistillata, 6054 nucleotides long. Its product is annotated as carboxypeptidase D. Gene Ontology annotation, biological process: protein processing; peptide metabolic process. The record is from RefSeq and is a predicted model, not a curated record. Gene Ontology annotation, molecular function: metallocarboxypeptidase activity; zinc ion binding. NCBI's taxonomy places the organism in Eukaryota, Metazoa, Cnidaria, Anthozoa, Scleractinia, Pocilloporidae.